This is a messenger RNA of Klebsormidium nitens, 4123 nucleotides long. Lineage: Eukaryota; Viridiplantae; Streptophyta; Klebsormidiophyceae; Klebsormidiales; Klebsormidiaceae. The record is from the annotation of a GenBank genome assembly.
GACAUGCAUUGCGUGUCUUUCCAUGGAGCUUCGAGGACCGGGGCCAUUCUGUGCGCAGUAGGACUCGGAGCUGGGGCCCAGGGCCACUCUCUUUUAGGGCUCAUGGCGGACCUGGGCUUGGACAGCCAGGGUGAUCGGUGGGGCAUGGAGGAGGAGAUUGACUACGGGGACGAUCCAUUUGAAUUGCCAGAGACGCUAUUGGCAGAGCAGCCGGCGGGUGAAGAAAAAACGCAUCCUGCGGUAAAGGCCGCAGGCGGGCGGAAUGUGCUUGCAGGAAGUAAGAUUGAUUUGAGUGGUAAAGGUGAGGUGCGAUCGAGGAGGGAUAGAGAUCGGGGGGUGGAUGAUGGGAGGCGGGAUAGAGAGAAUGCUGGGCGAGAAGGAAGAAAAGAAGGGGAGAGGAAAGGGGGGGAGAGGAGGGAAGCGGAGCGACAGGAAGACGAGAGGAGGGAGGGCGAGAGGGAGAGGAGGCAUCGGCAUAAGCACAGGAGCAGACGAGAGGAUCAUGUUCCUCAAGAUGAGCCAGAUCGCAGACCAAAGGCCGCUGAGCCCCGCUCGUUUCCGGAAGACGAAGCUCCCCGCAGCUCAAGAGAAGGCCACAGGAGCAGGCGCUCCCGGGACGAUCCCUCAGGCGACGCUCCUGUGCUGGGGAGGCCAAAUGAGAACUCGGUAGGUCUUCCCCGGGAGCGCGCCCUGUCCCCAAAGGAGAGAAAGGAGUCAGCUUUGGUCGAGUUGAUGGACGAAGUUCGGGAAGAGAGAGAACGGAAGAACCGCAAGGAAGGGGACGUGAACGGGCGCGGCGCGCGGUGGGAUCAGACCGCUGCAGACCGGGGGGGAGAAAGCAAACCGUAUAAGGUGAGCAGAGAGAUUACAGAAGAUAGCAAAAAGGGUUAUGAUAGGGACGAGAGGGGAGGGAGUGCUCGCUAUGGCAGGUAUGAGGAGCGGGUUGGAUUUGAUGGGGGAAGGGAAGAUGCGAGGAGAGGCGGUAGGUUGUCGCCUGGGGCGGACUAUCACGAGAGGCGGGGUCGGAUGAGCCCCGGGAUGGGGCCGCGAGAUGAGUUUAAGAGAGAGGAUCGUGCGCGUAUUCAUAAGAGGCCAGAGGAGGAUAAGGGAUGGGAGGAUGACAAGCGGUGGGAGGAUAAGAGGGGUGGCGACUUCCGGAGGGAAGAGGGGCGGGGGCCGAAAGAUGAAAGGCGGGUGAGGGGGGAAGACGAGGCCUGGCAAGGGAGGGGAAGGGACGAGAGGCGGCGCGGCCGGGGCGGCGAGAGAGAAGGGGAUCGGGGGGAGUACGAUGAUAGAAGAUGGGGCAAUAAGGAGGACGACAAACUGGGGGGCCAUAGGAGAGACGAAGGGAGAGGUUUUAGGGAGGAUGAGGCAGGGUAUCACAAUGGAAAGGGGCGGCCUGACUUUCGGGGAGAGCACUUCCGUGGCAGGGGGCCGUUCAGGCAGGAGGAAGACCCCCCCCGAAGGGGCGCAGGGGACAGUCUGCGGAGCCCGGGGGGGGAAAGGUCCCCUCCUCGGCGAGAGUACAAUGAGCCAGGCACAGAUCGCGGGUUCGAUCGAAAAGCGCCCCCCGAAGCGAAACGGCGGUCUGUUUCACCUCCACCAAAACGGAGAGCCAGAACCCCGACCUUGGAGGGUUCAAUUGCUGGCGAGGGGGGGCGAAGGCAGGAAGGUCUUGAGCCCAGCCCCCGGUCGAGAAAAGUGCACAGAGAGGCGACUUUUGACAACGGGGUUCCAGCGGACGAGGUCCCCCCUCGGCGGAGCCGGAAACGGUCGCUCAGCCCCCCUCCCAAAUCAAGAAGUGCGCGGGACGGGAGUGUCAGAGAUGGGGACCGGCACCGUUCCGUGUCGCGCGACCACGCGAGCACCCGGGGCAACGUGGACGAUUUCGAGUACGAGAGGGAGAGGCGGCGGGCGCGUCGGGGUGAUACCGAGGAGCGCGAGUCCAAAGCGCCCCCCCGUUCUCCAAUCGAUGACCACAGGGGGCCCCGUUUCGAGCCUGGGAGAAGCCCAAUCCGGCCCCCCAUCCAGCUCCAGGGGGGUCCUCCAAUUUUCCGGGAAGGACCCGAGGGUGGUUUGCACGAGAAGGGCCGGGGCAGGGGGGGCUUUAUGGGUAUGGACAUGGGACCUCGCUGGCGGGGGGGUGAGUUCCCUCGCGGCAGGGGGGGCGGCUACCCCCCUUUCAGCCCCGGAUUUGCACCCCCCCAAUUCGGGGGCCCUCCGAGACCUUUCCCGAGGCCGGAGUUCGGUCCGGGGCCCUUGCCUUUCGUCCCAAGAGGCCAGUUUCCUGAGGGAGGUUUCGGUCGGGGGGGGUGGCGUGGACCCCCCCGCCACGAAAUGGAGGGCGAUUUGCUGCCGCCGCCAAUGGGUGGUCUUCCUGGACCAGAAUGGGAGCGGCGAGGGGGCCCUUGGGAACGGAACGAGCCUUGGGGGGGGGACCAGCCGAGGCGAGAGUUCCCCCCCCAUUUCGAGAUGGGGGCCGAGCGGAGAGAGGCGGAAGGGGAGGGGCGGCCUGCGAGGAAAGCGCCGGUUGCUGCCAAGGGGGGUGAGCGGAAGGCAGAGGAGAAGGUAGUCCCGGCCCCCCCGAAACGAGAGGGGCGGAAGGGGGGCACUGCAAUGGCGGCGGUGAAAGCGAUGGCGGGGGCAUUGCAGGUUUCGAGGACGCUUGCUGGGGAGGCGCUCUUUGAGGAGUACAAGAAACUGCUGCCGCUGUCGGUGGCUAUGAAGAAGGGGGCUACGAUUGCAGAGAAGAGCGCUGUAAGCCUGGAGGAUGACUCAGACUCGGCGGGCGGAGAGGAGCGCCUGCAGGCCCUGGGGCUGGCUGACGAGCUGCCACGUGGCACCUUUGAGGCGGCCCUGAAGCUGCUCGAAGAUUCGGACGCCCAUGGCGUCGUCCAAGCGUCCGCUGUUGGCUGCUUCGUACUCCCGGAGGCGCUGCGCGACAUCAAACUGGGGCCGAAACCUGCGCUUUCGUUAUUCUCGGAGACAGUCACUGCGAACGGGUUAGCUAAUGGAAAUGAGAUGUUAGACAGGGAAGGGGACAGUCAGAGGGAGAGCGAUGAGAAACCAGGGUCGGGAGCUAAGGAGGUUGGAAAGGGAGAUGAGGGAAAAGGGCCCGAUAAUCCGAAUGCGAAAACUAGGGAGGGUACGGAGGGGUUUGGCAGCCGUGCUAACGGGCAGGUCGAAUCUUUAGGGGAACACGAGACACGAACUUCGAAAGAAGAAAGGCUGGAGGGAGACGAAGAAGAUGUUGAUUACGGUAACCUGGACGUGGGUUUGGAAGACGAGGUGGAUUACGAGAUGGAGGAAGAUGAGGGUUUGGGCGGAGUUAAGCGGACGGGUUCCAAUGGGGUUCCUUUGCUCGAGGAUGAGGGUUUAGACGACGAGGGGAGUGAUCCCGAGCUUGAUAUUGUGCUUGGUCGCAGGAUCGCGUCUUUAAUAGGAGCAGAGAGCCGGUCUAAGGCUGCGAGGGAUGCUAGCAUGAAAUCAGUUGGUAGGACGGAGGAUGAGGAGGGGCCGCAAGAUGAGGACUUUGAGGGUCCGAGAGGCGUGUUAGGAGAUGCAAAGAAAAAAGGGGAGGAGGCAGCAGGAAAAAGUAGCGAGCUCGGUCGUCAAGGGCCCUCCGCUACUGGCGGCGAGUCUGUCCGGAGUACACAGCGACCGAUCGCUUGAUGCGUGUUCUAUUACUUGCUUGCUGGCCAAGGGUUCUCUGUUAUCUGCUUGCUCUCUUUUCUGAUGCCUGCAAUCGCUGAAGGAGUCCUCAUUUGAAUUACACCUGAAAUCUGGUCCGUCCUUCAAUCUUAUGAGCCAAGUAAAGGGGUAAAUACAUCCGAUGGGGUUGUUUGAAGUUUGGCACUAUGGCUAGCAUGCACCUUUCAACGCAUGCCAUACUGAUCAGGAUGGAGCUGUAGUGUUGUGCGCACUGUACGAGCAUCACAUGUACUAGCCGCUGAGCUUAGCCAAAGAUUCGUCUUAUAUAAGAGCAACCUCGAUCGAACCAUUGGACUCGGAUCUCCUUUGACCUCUAGAAUCGAUCUGGCCAGUUGCCGCCAGGCAGCUUCUGUGUGAUUUGACAGGACAGCAAGUUGAAUUUGUAGGCCGCCGAUCAUUUAAGAACUUCCGC